Messenger RNA from Saccharomycopsis crataegensis, 870 nucleotides. It is a transcript of the gene URA6, whose product is annotated as bifunctional uridylate/adenylate kinase. Gene Ontology annotation, molecular function: ATP binding; UMP kinase activity. Lineage: Eukaryota; Fungi; Ascomycota; Saccharomycetes; Ascoideales; Saccharomycopsidaceae. The transcript is spliced from 2 exons. Gene Ontology annotation, cellular component: nucleus; cytoplasm. The coding region runs from base 1 to 870 and encodes 289 amino acids. The record is from RefSeq and is a predicted model, not a curated record. Gene Ontology annotation, biological process: CDP biosynthetic process; 'de novo' pyrimidine nucleobase biosynthetic process; UDP biosynthetic process.
AUGUUUUUAUUGAAAGCGUCUCAAAAACUGGCCACCCCAAUUGCCUCAAGGCUUUUGUUGUCCAAGACCUCUGCCACCCGUGGCUUGGCCAGUUUGAAAACCUCAUCCAUUUACAAUGCUAAAAGAUUCUAUUCUGAUUCUACCAAUUCCCAACCAAAGAAGUCUAAUAACACUAUGUAUUUGGCUGCUGGGGCCAUUGCUCUUGGUGCCAUUGGUUAUUACACAUACACAAAAUCUACCAAGGAAGAAUUGACUGGAAACAAGGCUGGCCCAGUGUUCAAUAACAGUGAAGUCUCCGUGGUCUUUGUCUUGGGUGGUCCUGGGUCUGGUAAAGGUACCCAAUGUUCCAAACUUGUGAAAGAAUAUGAUUUCGUUCAUUUGAGUGCUGGUGAUUUGUUGAGAGCCGAACAAGCCCGUCCAAAUUCAGAAUUUGGCGAAUUGAUCGCCAAAUAUAUUCGUGAAGGGUUGAUUGUCCCACAAGAAAUUACCCUCAAAUUAUUGGAAAAUGCCAUCAAGGAAAACUAUGGUAAAGGGAGCACGAGAUUCUUGAUCGAUGGGUUCCCAAGAAAAAUGGACCAAGCUUUAUCUUUUGAAGAACAGAUUGCCACUAGUGCCUUCACUUUGUUCUUCGAAUGUCCUGAACAAGUGAUGAUUGAAAGAAUCAUCAACCGUGGUAAGACCAGUGGAAGAACCGAUGAUAACGUCGAAAGUUUGAAGAAAAGAUUCAAGACUUUCUAUGAAACAUCGAUGCCAGUGGUCGAUUACUUUGACAAACAAGGAAAGAUGGUCAAAUUGAGUUGUAACAAACCUGUUGAUGAGGUCUACGCCAGUGUCAAGGGUGCGUUGUCCGAAAAGUUGAACAUUAAUUAA